Messenger RNA from Saccoglossus kowalevskii, 381 nucleotides. RefSeq names its product histamine N-methyltransferase-like. The record is from RefSeq and is a predicted model, not a curated record. NCBI's taxonomy places the organism in Eukaryota, Metazoa, Hemichordata, Enteropneusta, Harrimaniidae.
AUGUCGCAUUCUGCUUAUUACUUCAAAGAUGUUGAGACAACUGUAGUAGACUUGUAUAACCGUCUGGUGAAAGGAGGAAUGCUUUUUACCAAGAUGGUUGACGGCGGAUGGGAAAAGUUUGGAGUGGAAGUUGGAGAGUAUUUCACAAAUCCAAAGUUACACUUCAUUGGAACUCACUUCUUAGAAAAUGUCAUCAAACGUCGAAUUCCAAACGCUAGAUAUGAAACUAAAAAGAGGGAACAUACAGUGGACAUUACCGACUGUUUUGAUGAAGAAUCUCAAGCUGGUGCAUACCUAAUUGAUUUCACAACACUCAUCUACAAGUUUCGAGAAACCUGCAAACCUGAAAUAAAAAAGAAAAUUAUUAGAAUAUCUGGUUGA